This is a messenger RNA of Owenia fusiformis, 1896 nucleotides long. Lineage: Eukaryota; Metazoa; Annelida; Polychaeta; Sabellida; Oweniidae. The record is from the annotation of a GenBank genome assembly.
UAUUUCAAAUUCCCAAAAUCAUACCAUAAUAUUUUACCUCUUAUAAGAAUUAGUAGAUGAAUCAGAUUUUGUUCAUUGUUCAGAUAUGUAAAUACAAUACCCAAUAAUCCCUAUAACAACAAGUAUAACAAGAUGUAGCAUAUUCAGUUUCAAAUAUUUAGGAUAUCUAUAAAACAAAUAAGUCUCAAAAUGCAUAGGAGUGUUAGAGACAACAUUACAUUAACAAAAUCAACAAACACAAUUACAAGGAGUUGUCGCGUUGAGAACGCACAGCCUCAUUGUUACAUACAGCGCCUGUCAUGGCUUCAUCAGUGCUCUAGACUUCUCAGCCAGCUCGACAGCUCCAAAAAGGUUUUCAUCAGUGAAUAGACGUUAAUGCAUAGAGUCGCCUUUAAAUUUAAAAAGCACAAAAAUCAUCAAGGGGAGAUAGGUAAUCAACAAAGAGAAAUACAUAUGUGAAAUUAACACAUUUAUUAUUUAUUGUUUGUACUUUUAGUUGGUAAGAGUAGAAAUAUCUAAUUAUCAGUGUGUAUAUACUGUAGGUCCAAAUAGCACCUCGCUCUGCCCCGCUUUAAAACAGAUAGACACCAACCACCGAAAAUCAAAUACCGUCAACAAAAAAUGAAGACUACAAUAAGUUCGCCAGAAGUAAGAUACCAGUUCCUGCAGAUUGUGGUGUCUCGUGUUGGAUAAUUCAAAUGAAAUGAAACAGAAUGUCACCAUAGUUUAUAAAUAUAGAACUCCAUAUGUUAGUAUCUCAUACAUGCUAUAUAUUUAAUGAUUUUUAAAAAAACAUUUCAUGUUACCAACUUUUUAUACCUUUAAUCAACUUCUAAACAUGGUCUUGUUUCUGUAUUUGAAACUUUAUUUAACUACAUUUCUUUUCAUUUUUACAGCAGGUAAAUAUACCAAAUUACUAUGCAAAUAAGAUAAAUCUCAAAUUAGAAAACAUUUUUAUAUUUUGAUUGAUUUGUUUUAUUCUUAAUCCCUUUUUGUUAUCUUACAGCAGCAAUAGACCUUGAAUUAUGGAUAGGUAUGUACAAUAUGUAUACUAGAUAUAGCUCUCCACAUUAAGAAAACGAAUCCAGAUGGCUCUGGGGAAUGAUAUGUAUAACCAUAUGGAAUUUAGCUGGAUAUGAGAUACAUGUCGUGUCAUAAAAUGUUCAAAGGAAUGGUUUACUCUUCUUCUCUAUGUACAUCCUACAUCCUACUGUGUACAUCCUACAUCUACCUUGUACAUAAUCGAUGCAGGUGGCCGUGUGUCAUUGCGCUCUAUGUACAAUGGUAGGUUCCUCAGUGUACAAGGUCCAGUCACAGCCUGCAAAGUUGUACUAGCGGACCAGCUGAAUGGGGAUCAAGAGAUUGUUCUGGAUGUCAAAGAGAACGAUGUGGUUGGAGUCUUGAACUAUGCAGAGACUGUUUAUCUAGAGAGUAGAAAUGGAAAUCACAUAAACGUGGCUGAAAAUCGUUCAGUUGAAGCGCAGUGGAGAGACAAAUCUGGUUGGCAGGGUUUUCAAUUGAGGACUAUACCCUCCAGCAGCGGUACAGAGACAAUGAUGGAAAAAGAUAAAGUUUAUAUAUACAAUAUAAACUUCAAUUGCUACCUCGAAGUUCUAGAUGAUACAACAGUACAUUGUUCGCCAUGGACCGACAAAGGCUAUGAUAAGAUUGUCUACAUGUUUGAAAUGACACACCACCAGCCAGAUUACCAAUGGUUUUGGUUGGGCUCAGACCUAAGUGCAACGCCAACAUAUGAAAAUGGUGGUUUAUUCUAUCGCAAUAGGAAUUCAACACAUGUAUGGCAGGAUGGUAUAUUUCAGAUAAUGCGCAGUCACAACUGGAAUUUAGUCCGUCUUAGACUAUGGGUCAAUCCAUUACCUGAUAAAGAAUAUGCAG